Molecule: messenger RNA, 1775 nt
Organism: Dioscorea cayenensis subsp. rotundata (Guinea yam)
Lineage: Eukaryota; Viridiplantae; Streptophyta; Magnoliopsida; Dioscoreales; Dioscoreaceae
Product: nuclear pore complex protein NUP160-like
Exons: 12
Coding region: 48-1775 (575 amino acids)
Cellular component (GO): nuclear pore
Molecular function (GO): protein binding; structural constituent of nuclear pore
Source: RefSeq, a predicted model, not a curated record
CUCAUUUCCCCCAAUAAACCCUCCAAAACCUCCCGCCUCUCUCUGCCAUGGCGAACGCCGCCCGAUCGCUCGCCGGCGUCGAGGUUCCCAUACCCGGAGCUGACAAGAUCCGAUGGACCGAGCUCUCCAUCCCAUCAUCUACUCCCUCUUCCUCUCCCCAACCCCUCCCCGUAGCCCCCUUUCGUGAUGCCGCUGGUUGCCACUCCAUCCCUGGGGAUCCUCCUGUCUAUCUCAUCUGGAGAAUUCAUAAGGAGGCGCCAAACGUUCUUGAAUUGUUUGAGCUUUGCCCUUGUCAAGAGUUGCCUGAGACCGGGUUGCGUCUUGUGUUCGAUAAUGCAUUGCAUCCGUUUUCCUUUUUAUGCAAAAACGAGAUUCAGGGAGCGUCUGGCAGUCUUUAUUUAGUAUAUGUAUUGACAGUUUCAGGGCUUGUUUAUCUUAUAAACCUGAGAAGCCCCUCCACUUAUCAUUCUGGUUCUAUUUUGAAUCAAAACGAGCUCAUAGAGCUGAAUGUGCAAGCUCAAGUAGAAACAGGGAAAAUAAGAGCGGUGGCAGCAACAUCAGGGUGUGUAGCCAUCGGGCGACAAGAUGGAUCUAUUAGUUGUUAUAAACUCGGAUCAUCAGAUCCAAACUCAGCAGGUUUUGUAAAUGAGUUGCGGGAUGAUGGAGGCAUAGGCCGAUUAUGGAAUCUCAUGUCUAGGGGAAAGGCCGCUGGCUCUGUGCUAGAUAUGGUACUAUCUCAAGUGUGGGGGAGAAAGCUGGUAUUUGUUGUGCAUUCUGAUGGGGCCUUACGGGUUUGGGAUCUUGUAAGUCACACCAGGGUUCUCAAUCAUAACAUCAGUUCACAUGAACUAUCAGGAUCAACUCCAUUAAGGCUCUGGAUUGGUGACACAACCUCUGAUACUAAUAAGUUAACUUUGGCUGUUCUCCAUGGUGGCUUUAGGGACAAUGUGCAAGAUGCAGAUGUGGAGACAAUUGCUGUAUAUACCCUUACUUUUGGGAGUGGGGACAAGGUUAUGUUGUUACCAGAGACCUCACUGCCUAGUAUCUCGUUUAAGGAGGGAAGACUUAUUGAUGUGAAGAUUGUUUCUAACAAGAUCUGGAUACUUAAAGAAGAUGAAUCAAGCCUAUACGAUUUAAUUCAACUUGAUUGUCAAAUGAAAGACACAUGUAGCUAUGGGUUGCAAGAAGACUUCAUCGCUGACCAGCUAUUUCAAAGUUCUGAACAUGCUUUGGAUGAUCUGAUAUGGAACAAUAAUUCUAUAUUUUCCACAAUGAAGCACCAAACUGCUUAUUUUGUCUCAUCAAUUUUUCUGCGGAGAUUGCUCCAACCUGGGGUUUAUCAAAAGGAUGCUUUACGUGCAACAGUAAUGGGUCACAAGAAGUAUCUCUCAGAUCAUGAGUUUCAGUCUCUCAGUGUUAUUGGGUUAAAGAAGGAAAUUUUGACAGCCAUUGAACUUGAGGGAGUUGCUGCAAAUUCAAAUUCCACAAUUUAUUACUGGAAAAAUUUUUGUGCUCACUUUUUUCGCCAUUGGUGUCAAAAUUGUACUCCUUAUGCUUUGCUUGUUGAUCCUUCAACUGGGGCAAUUGGUCUGAUCAGGAAGAGCUCAGUUUCUCUAUUUCGAUCUUUGGAUGGCAUUGAGCAACUUAUCUAUGGGACUUCUGACGAACAUGAUUUGAGAAGCUCUGGGUUGUUCUUCACAGACAGUGAUGUUGGGUGUGAAAUCCUUUAUGUAGGUUUGCUGGAGAUUGCAUGGGCAUUAUCAGUCAUCAGCUAG